AUGGUUCAAUUUUAUCAUUUGAAAAAUGUAGGAAGGGGUUCUUCAACAAUUAUUAGAUGUUCUAAAGACAGCGCAAAAAGCCGCUGUCGUGAUGAAACUGCAAAGGAAAGCAUAGACUCCGCUCUUUUUGACCGUUUGCUGAACAAGGGCGUGAACAAACGAGCUCUUCGCAGAACGCAUGCGCUAAUGCAUAAGAAACCAGUCAAUUACUCCCAGUUUGAAGACUCUGACAGUGAUGAUGAUUUUGUUUCUUCAUCUACACCUUUAAACAAGAAAUCCAGGACAGAGUCAAAGGAGUUAAAACAAGAAAAAUCAAAACCUAAAUUGAAGAAUCUCCAGAAAGAGAAUAUACCACUACAAGAGAGAACCCCUAAAAAAAGGAUACCUUUGGAUGACAAGCUCUACCACAGAGACUUAGAAGUUGCACUAGCUUUAUCAGUGAAGGAGACUCCAACAGUCACCAUUGAUGUGCCAGAAUUGCAAGAUGAAAGCAUUGAAAAAUGUGACAAUAAUGAAAUAGAAGCAAUGACUAAGUCUCCUCACAUCUCUAAUUGUAGUGUAGCCGGUGAUUAUUUAGAUUUGGACAAGAUUACUGAGGAAGAAGACUUUCCUGAUGUUCAAAGGAAAAGAAAAGCAGCGUCUAAAGCUGUGGUACGACAAAGGGGUUUUUUGGAAGGCAGUGACGGCGACAGUGUCAGUAACUCCGAACCAGAAAAAAAUGCUAUGUGAUCUGUUUCAGGUAAAGAUUCUGAGGGUGAUUCUGAUUUUGGUGAAAGUGAAGAAAAUGAUGAAGAAUUCACUGUGAGAAAAAAUAAAGUUAAAGAAAUUAAAAGGAAAGAAGUGAAGGUAAAAGCCCCAGUAGAAAAGAAAGAGAAGAAACCUAAAUCCAAAUGUAAUGCUUUGGUGGCUUCAGUAGACUCUGCUCCUGUGGCCAUCAAAUUAGAACCUCAGCCCACACCAAAGAAGGUGUCUCUCUCUUCAGAGGCCACUAGGAAACCACUCCAGAUAUGCAGCCCUUCAGCUGAAAGCAGGAGACCUAAGUGGGUGCCACCAGCGGAAUCCAGAAGUAGCAGCAGCAAGAGCAGCCCACUGCCAGUGGUAUCUGUUAAGUCUCCAAGUCAGAGUCUUCGCCUGGGCUUGUCCAGAUUAGCACGAGUUAAACCUUUACAUCCAGCUGCAGCUAGUAGCUGA
This is a messenger RNA of Chrysochloris asiatica (Cape golden mole), 1191 nucleotides long. It is a transcript of the gene RAD51AP1, whose product is annotated as RAD51 associated protein 1. Gene Ontology annotation, biological process: interstrand cross-link repair; double-strand break repair via homologous recombination. The transcript has 9 exons. The record is from RefSeq and is a predicted model, not a curated record. Gene Ontology annotation, molecular function: double-stranded DNA binding; single-stranded DNA binding. Lineage: Eukaryota; Metazoa; Chordata; Mammalia; Afrosoricida; Chrysochloridae.